Messenger RNA from Myripristis murdjan (pinecone soldierfish), 1062 nucleotides. It is a transcript of the gene lamtor2, whose product is annotated as late endosomal/lysosomal adaptor, MAPK and MTOR activator 2. The transcript is spliced from 4 exons. Gene Ontology annotation, molecular function: molecular adaptor activity; guanyl-nucleotide exchange factor activity. Bases 151 to 528 code for a protein of 125 amino acids. The record is from RefSeq and is a predicted model, not a curated record. Gene Ontology annotation, biological process: positive regulation of TOR signaling. Lineage: Eukaryota; Metazoa; Chordata; Actinopteri; Holocentriformes; Holocentridae.
CGAAUGUAUCCGUAAAGGGAAGAAAACAUCAGCUGACUUGAUUGUAGUUGGAGCUGAGUUGAGGAGGUUGUGUGAGGAUUUAUCGGCAGAGUUACAGCUUUUAGGCUUUAGGUUUCCGUAACGUAAUAACAGGUUAGUGAAUAGACAGCCAUGUUACGACCAAAGGCGCUGACACAGGUGCUCAGCCAGGCCAACACCAGCGGCGUCCAAAGCACACUAUUACUGAAUAACGAAGGCUCGCUUCUUGCCUACUCGGGGUACGGGGACACGGACGCCCGGGUGACAGCUGCUAUUGCCAGCAACAUCUGGGCAGCCUACGACAAGAACGGCCAUCAAGCCUUCAAUGAAGACAAACUCAAAUUCAUCUUGAUGGAUUGUAUGGAGGGCAGGGUGGCCAUCACACGGGUUGCCAACCUGCUCCUGUGCAUGUACGCCAAAGAGACAGUGGGCUUUGGAAUGCUUAAAGCAAAGGCAGAAGCCCUGGUGCAGUACCUGGAGGAACCUUUGACCCAAGUGGCAGCUUCAUAGGGAAAAUCAGGCUGAAGCUCCCAAGUUUUGGCUCUGUCUGACUUGCCAAGAAAGCGUGGUGUCAUCCAGUUUAUACAUGGAGUACUGUGACAUUCUGUGUGUUUGCAUCGUAUACAUGGGUAUCUGAGUGAGUGAGGGUGUGUGGUUGUGUGUGCAGAAUGUGUGUAUUUAUAAUCAGGCUAUCAAUACUAAUCCUGUGUAUGGGUUCCUAACUGUUUGUCCCCCCCUGUUGCUCCAUUCACUUCAAAAGUCCAAACAGUAUGUCGGCGGCAAGUCUGUAUUUAGAGCUGCUGAAGUGAUUCCACUCUCAACUGGUGCAAUGAUCAAUUCAGUCAACUGCAGCUUUAUUUCAGAUAUGCUGAUCAUAUUUAGCAGUACAGAGAAUAUUUUGAAUCCUUUAAGGGGGUAAAGACAUGUAAAGUGUAAGGAAAUUUAUUCAGUUGAAGUUUUUUUUCACUGGUAAGACAAGAUCAAUGGCUAUUUUUUGUUUCAAACUUGUAUAAUAAACAAUUUGUGGAUUGAUAUUCACAACUU